Molecule: messenger RNA, 1266 nt
Organism: Asparagus officinalis (garden asparagus)
Lineage: Eukaryota; Viridiplantae; Streptophyta; Magnoliopsida; Asparagales; Asparagaceae
Product: fe(2+) transport protein 1-like
Exons: 3
Coding region: 18-1079 (353 amino acids)
Biological process (GO): zinc ion transmembrane transport
Cellular component (GO): plasma membrane
Molecular function (GO): zinc ion transmembrane transporter activity
Source: RefSeq, a predicted model, not a curated record
AGCAUCAAGAACGAGCCAUGGCCUCUAACUCUUCAACGCUCCUCCUCCUCCUCCUCCUCCUAAUCUCCUCCACCAUUUCUUUCGCCGCCAACGAAUGCAGCGCUCCCUCUCGCGGCGAAUGCUACGACAAACCCAAGGCCCUGAAGCUCAAACUGAUCGCGAUAGCUACGAUCCUAAUCUCGAGCAUGAUCGGCGUCUGCCUCCCGCUCUUCACCCGCUCGAUCCCCGCGCUGAGCCCAGACCGCAACCUCUUCGCCCUCGUCAAGGCGUUUGCAUCCGGCGUGAUUCUUGCUACGGGCUACAUGCACGUGUUGCCCGACUCAUUCGAUAACCUCAGCUCGCCAUGCCUGCCGGAGAGCCCUUGGAGAAAGUUUCCUUUUACGGCGUUCGUCGCGAUGCUGUCGGCGGUGUUUACGCUGAUGGUGGAUUCGCUGAUGCUGACUUUUUAUAAGGGGAAGAGUGGUAGUAAGGGGAGCGGGAUUGUUGAGGUUGUGGAUUGUGAGAGUCCGCUUGGGAAUGAGAUUGUGCACGGGCAUGGACACGGGCACGGGCACGGGGCGCUGAUGGUUGAUGGUAAGGAUGGUGAAGAGUCGAGGUUGCGUAGAAAUCGGAUCAUUGCGCAGGUCCUAGAAAUGGGAAUUGUUGUUCACUCUGUAGUAAUUGGCCUGUCAAUGGGGGCUUCUCAAAAUCCUUGCACAAUUAGACCUCUCGUUGCCGCCCUUUGCUUUCACCAGCUCUUCGAAGGAAUGGGCCUUGGCGGUUGCAUUCUCCAGGCAGAAUACGGGAUGAAGAUGAAAUCAAUACUAGUCUUCUUCUUCUCCACCACGACCCCCUUUGGGAUCGCCCUCGGGAUCGGGCUGUCCAACGUGUACAGCGACAACAGCCCGACAGCGCUCAUCGUGGUCGGGCUGCUGAACGCGUCGUCCGCGGGGCUACUGCACUACAUGGCGUUGGUGGAUCUCCUCGCCGCCGACUUCAUGGGGCCGAAGUUGCAAGGCAAUGUCAAGUUGCAGUUGUGGGCGUACGUCGCGGUGUUGUUGGGCGCUGGGGGCAUGUCCAUCAUGGCCAAAUGGGCUUAAUUAGAAGGGAGCUUUGGAUGUUUGUAUGCGUUUGUGAUGUGCAUAUUGUCACAAGGCUUUGGUGUAUGCUGCGUAUUUUCGUUGGUACGAAUGUGUAUUUUUCAGUUUGUUUAGGUUGUUGGUAAUUUAGAGUUCAUAAAUUUAUGUUGAGAGAGGCAGUGCAACCUUUAUCAUUGGAAAAACAGCU